AUGGCCCAGGGAGGGCUUCAGUUCCCGAGUUCAGCCCAGAGAGGGCUGCUGUUCCCGCUUCUGGACCAGGGAGGGCCACAGAUCCCAAGUCUAGCCCAACAAGGAGUCCUGUUUCCACGUCCAGCCCAGAGAGGGCUUCAGGCAUCAUGUCAAGCCCUGAGAAGGCUGCGGUUCCCACGUCCAGCCCAGAGAGGGCUUCUGUCCCCGAACCUGGCCCAGAGGGGGCUUCUGUUCCCGAGUCCAGUCAGGAGAGGGCUUCUGUUCCAGAGUGCAGCCCAGGGAGGGCUUCUGUUCCUGAAUGCAGCCCGGAGUGGACUUCUGAGCCCAGCCCAGAAUGAAUCAGAAGACAGUCAAGACACAGUGGAACAAAUCCUGAAAUGCAUCAUUGAGAAUGAAGCCAAUAUGGAGGCUUUCAAAGAGAUGCUGGUUGGCCAAAAUGUUUGCGAACAUCUCGAUCCACGCAGCUUGCGUCACAAAGAUAGCGUCGGUGGUCUUCCCCUUCACCAUCACACCGUUCAUCUGGGAGGCGAGAUCAGCUCGUGUGUUCACUGUAUGCAGAGUCACGUGUUAAAAACACGCCGCAGGAGCCGAGUGUCUCGAAGCAGAGCCCGGCUGGGAGAGCAGACCGUGUUUUCUGUGGGCAGAUUUCGUGUCACUCACAUGGAUAAGAGGAACAGCCUGCAGGGUUCGAUGAAUCUUCCUACACCAAAGCCUGGAAACACAUCGAAUGACACAACAAUCUCAGACAGCAGGACGGGUAAUAAAGACACUUCCAAAAAACCUCAGGAGGAAUACAACAUCCGCAACAUGUUCAAAGAAGCUGGAGCCGUGAAAGGCAAAGUCCCGCACCUCAGCAAACGCAAGAAAAGUGUGACACUGCUGGGCUUCUAUAAGGCUGGUAAUGCUGUGGAGACUAAAGCAGGACAGGAGGUGUUUGUGGAGGACAAGGAGGAGUCGAGCACCGCCGAUCAGUUAUCUGAAUGCUGGAGCGCAGCGUCUCCCACAGAUCCCACCAAACCCGCUUUAGAUGAAAACUCAAAUAAAGCCUGUGGGAGUCAGUUACAGGAGACUCUGAGAGAGAGCAGCCCAGAGAACCAGAAGACUGAUGAAGCCACUUUAAAUGAGAAACCACAGGACAAAAUAAGUGCAAACACAACGGGGAUUGUUGGUGAUGGUUCUAAUGGCAGCUCUAGGUUUUCUGUGGUACAGACUGUGGAAGAGACUAUCAUCCCACCCGCAGCUAACACAGACAACAGAGAUGAUACAACAGCACAUGAUGACCUUAAGACUGGACAAGUUAGUCAGGAGAGUAUAGACAACCAGCAAUAG
Molecule: messenger RNA, 1329 nt
Organism: Sinocyclocheilus grahami
Lineage: Eukaryota; Metazoa; Chordata; Actinopteri; Cypriniformes; Cyprinidae
Exons: 5
Coding region: 1-1329 (442 amino acids)
Biological process (GO): positive regulation of p38MAPK cascade; positive regulation of cell-substrate adhesion
Source: RefSeq, a predicted model, not a curated record